Drosophila busckii is the source of this 1206-nucleotide messenger RNA. RefSeq names its product ubiquitin-conjugating enzyme E2 W. The transcript is spliced from 5 exons. Bases 201 to 773 code for a protein of 190 amino acids. NCBI's taxonomy places the organism in Eukaryota, Metazoa, Arthropoda, Insecta, Diptera, Drosophilidae. The record is from RefSeq and is a predicted model, not a curated record.
UCACAGUCGUUGGCCGUACGUUAGCUGUUGUUAUACUUUUGUUUUGGUCGGCUGAAAAUGUGGCAAACACUUGAAUAUAAUUAUUAACAAAAUUAACACAAUUGAAACAUAGCAACAGUGCGGGCAACAUUCAAAUCGCAGAGCUAAACUAUAAAAAUAAAUAAAUACAAACAAUACAGAAAAACUUAAAACGUGACAAAAUGUUGAAGCUGUUUAAGAAAUCUAAAGAUAAAAUACCCAAAUCGGAGAUUAUCAGCGAACCCAAAGAACCCAAAACACCGCCAGUCUCCAAAUGUGGCAAGUCGCUGCUGCUGGACAAUUCGCGCUGGGAGCGUCGCCUGCAUAAAGAGCUUAUGUCCCUGAUCAAGGAGCCCCCACCAGGCGUGACCGUUGACACUGAAAGCGUACAACAAAAUUUAUCCGAGUGGAAAAUAAACAUAAAAGGCUUCGAGGGCACGCUUUACGAAGGCGAAGACUUCCAGCUGCUGUUCAAAUUCAACAACAAAUAUCCAUUCGAUUCCCCAGAGGUUACCUUCAUUGGUACCAACAUACCAGUGCAUCCACAUGUCUACAGCAAUGGCCACAUCUGCUUGUCCAUAUUGACCGAAGACUGGUCGCCAGCGCUGUCCGUGCAAUCUGUGUGCCUUAGCAUAGCUUCCAUGUUGAGCAGCUGUCGCGAGAAGAAGCGACCGCCAGAUAAUACGCUCUAUGUGAAAACUUGCAAUAAGAAUCCCAAAAAGACUAAAUGGUGGUACCACGAUGAUUCUGUUUAGUUAGCGUUCAAAUUUACGACUACUGCCUGCUGCUUGAGUUGCGCAUACACAAUCACACUUAAUACUGCAAUACAAAUUAAACAGAAACUAGUUGAAAUGGCAAGCGAAUCCAAACUCACACAUAUAUUACAUAUUCUAUAUAUCGAUUUGGAACUGUUCGAAAAGCCUGUUUACAAUAGUUAGGUGCAAAUUAGCUGUGACAGUUUUACGCGUUGCUCAUUUUUAAGAGCCAAACCAACAAACCCACACACACACACACACACACACAAAAACUGAGUGCACUUGAUAGUAAUUAUCAAUUAACGAAACAUUGCUGUAACGAGUUACAAUAAAUUCAACAUGAAUCAAAAGUUAGUCACCAGCCAAAGCAACAUAAGCAAUAGCUAAACAACAAGAGCAAACAAUGGCAAAUGUAUAGAAACAAAAAAAAAAA